Diabrotica virgifera virgifera (western corn rootworm) is the source of this 10121-nucleotide messenger RNA. RefSeq lists its product as uncharacterized. The coding region runs from base 122 to 1276 and encodes 384 amino acids. Lineage: Eukaryota; Metazoa; Arthropoda; Insecta; Coleoptera; Chrysomelidae. The transcript is spliced from 2 exons. The record is from RefSeq and is a predicted model, not a curated record.
UUUUAGGCCGAGGCUUACUAUCUUCACCUUGAUCUGUGUGUUUAUGGUUUUUUGGACUGUUUUGUAUUUUAUUUUAUUAUAUUCUUUGAUUUCAUUUUCACAAUUUUAAAAGACGUGAAAAAUGAGUGAACAUUGUUGUGAAGUGUGUAACGUUUCUUUUUCUUCAAAAACAAAUUUAUCGAGACAUUUGAAGACUAAACACGCAAAAAAUAAAGUCAAAUAUGACUGUGGAAUUUGUGAAUAUUCAUCACCGCGAAAGGAUAAUCUCUUUUUACAUCAAACUAACAAGCAUCGUCCUAAUUUUGAGGAAGUGGAUUCAUCUGAAAUUAAACCGAAAUCAGUCGUCGCGUGUGCAAUGUGUGACCAUAAGACUGAGACGAAAACUGUUAUGCUUGAACAUUAUAAGUUGAGGCAUGGUAUUACUUUGGCUGAAAAAGAGAGCUUAAUGUUUGCAAGCGAAGACAAGUUUUUGGAGUGGAAGUUAGAAGUCGAGAAUAGUGAUAAAAAUAAUUUUGUACGUCAAAGAGCAAAAAAAUCGGCUGCUGGUGGCAAGUCAAUAUCUACAUUUCACUGUUUUCGCGAUGGGUAUUUCAAAAAGAGAGGUUCUAACAUUCGCCGUGAAAAAAUGUCAGGUAGCAACAAAAUAAACGGAUAUUGUCCAGCAAAAAUGGUGGCGUUUACUCUUCCCACUGGUGAGGUAAAAGUAGAUUUUUAUAAAACGCAUGUGGGCCACCAAAAUGACAUCAAACGUAUGAGGUUAUCCAAAGGAGAAAGAGAUGAAGUUGCAAAAAAUAUUGCAGCAAAAAUUCCGCUUGAAAUCAUUUUGGAUAAUCUCAAAACAACUCUUUCAAAUGAUGAAGUGAAAGUGAAACGACGAGAUCUAAUUACGCUACAAGAUAUGCGUAAUAUAGCUAGAGAUUAUAAAUUGAAAGCAGAAAGAAAGGUAAAACCGAAGAAAACAGCAAGAAGGAAACAUCAUAAAAUUUCAUUACAAUUAGAUGUUUGUGAUGAUGACAGAGAUCACAACGAUUCAUUUACUCACGAAGAACCAGUUGAAUGGGUUCCACAAGAUAUAAUUUUGAGUGAUAUGCAAAAUCAGGAAAUGAUUCCAGAUAUUGGCUUGAAAAGAAAAAAAGACCUAGCGAUGAAUCAAUUUCUUAGUGUCUUACAUGAAGCUAAUUCUGAAGUUGAUGUAGAUUUUAUUAUUAAAAUGAUACAACAAACUCAAGCCACAAUGCGUGCUCAAAAUUCUGUGCAACAUAUUACAAUGUUCUAGAGCCUACAACAAAAGAAUAAAAUUUGAAUGCUAGAGGUGACUUGUCUUAAAAAAUCCCUUCUAAAAAACUGCUGGUGGUAAUUCAAUAUCUACAUUUAACUGUUUUUGCGAUGGGUUUUUAAAAAGUAGAGAUACUAACCUUCACUGUGAAAAAAUGUUUAGCAACAAAAUAAACAGACACUGUCCAACAGAAAUAGUGGUAAUCACUCUUUCUACUGGUGAGGUAAAAGUAGAUUUUUAUUAAAACGCAUGUGGUCCAGCAAAAUGACGUCAAACAUAUGAGGUUAUCCAAAGGAGAGAGAGGUGAAGUUGCAAAAAAUAUUGCAUCAAAAAUUCCGCUUGAAAACAUUUUGGAUAAUCUCAGGACAACUCGUGUUUUUGUUUGUCUUUGUAAUAUUUUUUUUGUAAUUAUCUUUCUUUGAAUUGGGCUUGCCGGUAAAUAAAUAAAUAAACUCUUUCAAAUGAUUAAGUGUAACGCUGAGAUCUAAUUACGCAAAAAGAUCUGCAUAAUAUAGCUAGAGAUUAUAAUUUGAAAGCUAAAAGAAAGGUAAAACCAAAGAUCUCAGCAAGAAGAAAACAUCAUAAAGUUUCAUUACAAUUAGAUGUUUGUGAUGAUGAAAGAGAACACAACAAUUUAUUUAUUCAUAAAGAACCAGUUGAAUGGGUUCCACAAGAUAUAAUUUUGAGAGAUAUGCAAAAUCAGGAAAUAAUUCCAUGUAUUGACUUAAAAAGAAAAAAAGACCUAGCGAUAAAUGAAUUUCUUGUCUUGUCUGAAUGACGUGUCUUUACAAAAAAGCCAAAACAAAAAUACUUCUAUAAUAGUACCAGCUACUCAAUAAAAAGAAAUUGCACUGCAUAAGUAUGUUUCACAGAGUGGAAUAGGCCUAUUGGGGAUACCACUAUAAAAAACGCACCAUGUUAUCUACUUCUUUCAAGUGGUGUGGAAAUGAUAACAAUAAUAAUAAUUAUAUACAUUAAUACGCCAGUCAAUGAGAGCAAAAACAGGAUAUUACCUCCGAAUUCUAUCCUACUGCAUGGAUUUUAAUGAACCUUUGGGAAUAGCCUCUAUCUCCUAAUUCAACUACUAUAUUCCAGUGUGCGCUUUUAUCUUGGGGGUAGUUCCCACCCCUUCUCGGGGAUGGAAAAUUUGUUGGUCAAAAUAACCACGGAAGUGAGUAGGGAACCUAAUUCUAAGCAAAAAGUGUUCUAUAUUAUUUUUUUUUAAAACUCAAUACUGAAAUUGGUUCCAUGGUAAAGGUUUUCAGAUCGGAUCUGGACUUCUCAUUUCAUUAAUAGAUGUCGCUACAGUGUCCAAAGAGCGAACUAUUUUUAUAAUUCUGCUUAAGGUCAUCAGUACAUAAUUCACAAAUAUUUUACGGCCAUCUCUACUUUCUCUGUCAUUACACAGCAAAUUACGUGUAUGUAGUAAAAUUCUCACUCUUACUGAUAUGUAAACUUUACUUGACAAUGUCAUCAUUAACUUUAAAGAUGGCUUUUGAAUGUUCUUGGAUAACUGUCACUUGUAUAAUUAAUUGCCAUAAUUAUUAAUUCAGUUAAUAUGAUUAUUUCAUUCAUAGGAGAUUCUGACCAAUAGAAAGCUACAUAAAUCUAAAUUAAAUCGAUAAAGUGAUGACUUUCAACCGUCAAAUUAAUAUUUAUAACAACUGUGUGUUUAAUUGUACUAAUUUGUACUUACAUAAAUAAAUUACUAAAAUUUUGGUUCUGAACAGUUUUAUUCAUGAAAUAAUCGCAACAAAUUGCACUCGAUCUCUAAAAUUAAUAUAGAAUUUUAGAGCUCUUGUGCAAUUACUACUGAUAAUUUUUUCACUAUGUAUUCAGUGAUUGUAUUAAUUUAUCUACUGAACAAUAAAAACUAAUAAUCAAUAGAGAAAAAAGGAAAAGUGAUGAAGUGAUUUUUUAAUAAUAUAUUGUUACUAUGAAAGAAACACUUACAAUUUUGAACAUCUUUAACAACAAAAUACUUGGAUCACUGAAUAUAUCCUGGUGUAUUCUCUGCUUGGAUCUUCCAUAAAUAAUAAACAAUAAAACUUUUUAUUAAGUUCACGUUUUUAUUUCAAUUAUAUUUAUCAAAUACACUAUCAAUAUUAUUUAAUCAACAACUCAAAAUAUUUCCGAUGCUUUGUUAAAUAUUUAAAAUUGUCACUGUCUGACAAUAUGCUGACAAUAUUCUAUUCGACUGAGUGCUUUGUAUGACAAAAAUAGAUUUGGAAAAUAUUACCAUGGACAUAGUGUUCAUUUUUUUCGAACCCUGAAAAAACCAAUAAAUAUUUUUGAAAAAUUUAAACGCAGAAUGAAAGUCUAAAUUAUUACCGAGGACCGAAAGUCCCUUAGAAUAAAUAAAAACUUUAUUUUGGCAAAGUUUUAUUUUAAAUGAGAUAUUUGAAAUUAAAAAUCACACUAAAUUUUCUCUUAGUUUUUCACUUAAGUAACUUAUUAAAAUAAACAUUAUAGAAGUUCUCAGGGACUUUUGGCCCUAGCUAAUAACGUAAUCUUUCAUUCUGCGUUUAAAUUUUUCAGAAAUAUUUAUUAUCUAGUUUUCUCAGGAUUCGAAAAAAAUGAAUCCCAUUUGAAUAGCAUUGGAGCAGAAACUACGUACCCAUUUUCUUAAACAGAUAGUUUGAUUUUAUUUCGGUUCAUAGCUGAUCAUAUACAGUGCUUUUUAGAUAAAACUAUCCACCUUAAAUAACUUUUGAACCACUGAUUUUUAGGAAAAGUGCAAAAACACAUCAAAUAAUAUUGGAAGAAGGAGACAUGCCAUGUUUAUUAAGCUUGCUUAAUCAUCACUGCUAUUCUAACUUUUGACACUACCUACAGCCCGAAAGAGUUCAGUUGAGCUGCAUACAAACCAAGAUAUUUUUCGUCUACCUAUGCUGCGCCUUCCUUGAAUCUUUCCCUGCAUUAUUAAUUUUAAGAAUUCAUAACUGUCACCACGUGUUAUGUGAUCCAGAUAUUGUAGUUUUCUUAUUUUGGUGGAAUCCAGUAUCUCCCUAUUGUGCUCUAUUUUUCUUAGUACUUUUCAUUGGUUAUUCUGUCUGCCCAGGAAAUUCUCAGCAUUCUUCGAUAUGUCCACAUUUCAAAUGGUUCCAAUCUAUUAAGACAUUGUUUAAUAAGAGUUCAUCUCUCCACAACAUACACAAGAAUAGAAAAUGCAUAACACUUUAUUACUCGUUUUCUAAGAUUUUGGCUGAGGUCUCUACUACAACCUAUUUGUUUCAUAUUAUUGAAUGCAUUUAACAAUAAAUUAAUACAACUUGAUUCCACAAAAAUACUAAUUUAUGACUUACGCAAAAGUGACUUUUACUAACACUACCACUAUUUGACCAUAAGAAAUGUAUCUUGAUCAUAAUGUGCACUUAUCAUUGAAUAACCAAUCAAAUCAUAUCCGUCGUGCAUUUAGCAGCCGGCAGCCUCUGACUAAACGGAAACAAAUGUUGUUUUGAUUAUUUUUGCACAUUCAACACAAAAUGACCAAAUAUGCAGUUAGCACCGUCUGACCAAAUGGUACAGAAAUGUUUGUAAUAAAAUUGUUAAAAAAAUAUUUUUCAAUCCAGUUUUUUUGCUUUUGCAUUUAUUUUUUGCAUAAAUUAAUUAUUACUAUAAACAUCAUGUGUUAUACAUUUAUGAAAUCAGUACAAAGAGUAGAAUCCAAAUAUUAACUAAAAAAGUGGUAGUAACUUAAAAAAAAUUAAGGGAUGGUACGGGUACAUUGAGGCCUUUCCCAACAAGCUAAAACAUGGCAUAAUCUCCCCCUUCAAAUAUUAUUUGACAUGUUUUUAAGCUUUUCCUAAAAAUCAGUGGUUUAUAUACGCCAGUCAAUGAGAGCAUGAACAGGAUUAUAUUACCUCCGAAUUCUAUCCUACUGCGUGAAUUUUAAUGAAAUUUUGGAAAUAGCCUCUACGUAUCUCCUAAUUCAAAGUCUACCCUAUAUACUAUGGCGCUUUUUACCUUGGGGGCGGUUCCCACCCCACGGGUGUAAAAUUUUUUGGUUAAAAUAACCACGGAAGUAGCUAGAGAACAUAAUUAUAAGCAAAAACUGUUCUAUAUUUUUUUGAAUACUCUAUACUUUUGGAGUUAUGCGCGGUUGAAAAUUUGCCAUUUUCAUUGAAAAAUGUCAACUUUUCGGACGAUUUUUUGCAAAUACAGUAGAACCCCGCUAAUCCGAACGUUCGGCAAAUCAGAACCAACGUAAAGGGAAAAAAAUUAAAAGAUUCAAGACAAAAACUUCAAAACAUGUUUAUUAUACAGAGUAUAACCAGAAAAUUGAACAAUGUAGGAUUGUUCUUUAUCCGUAGUGCUUAUAAAUAUUAUAACCUUACUUCGGUUUUCUCUUAGUCAACUUGAGUCCUAAAAAUAUGGUCCACACUCUUGCGAGAACGUUUUGCGACUCAAAAUCAAAGACAAUGUAAGCUUUGAAUUCUUAGGCUAAUAUUAAUGGUAGGGGAGCAAAGUAUGCUAAAUGUGCAGUCACUCAAGCGUUAUAGGGACCUAUUGGGUUGUGAAGAGUAGGUCCUAAAACCAAAAAAAGUUAAGUAAAGUUUUUCAUUUUAGUGGGUGCUUGCCACUUUUUAAUUUAAUUUUUCAUUUCCAACAAUCGUGUUUUUCCGAUUAUAAUGCCAUCUAUCCAUAAUUCGAAUACAAGUUACUUAUUUUUAUGUGAGGAAUCCAGAUCUGCAAUAAAAAUGGGGGCUCCUAUUUAAGAUUUUAAAGUAACCCCCCACCCCACCUCCGUGGGUGUCGUGUUUGGUGCCGUUUGAGGAGGGUGCCACAAAUUCGCACAGACCCUCAGGAAGUGGAUCAAGUAAUAGCUCCAACAGAAACCUAAAGUUUUAUUAUCAAAAUGCCAGAGGAUUGAGAACGAAGUGCCACGAUUUUUUUGCUGCAGUUGCAGUAGAAAAUUAUGAUUUUAUUGCAAUAACUGAAAGUUGGCUGACAGAAGGGAUAAAGGAUGCUGAACUGGUAGAUCAACGAUAUACUGUAUUUAGGAAAGACAGGAGUAAUGACAAAACCAGGGGUGGUGGUGUCCUGCUGGCAGUAAAGAAGAAAUUUAGGGUCGAACCAGUUCAAAUUAAUGUAAGUUGUCAUAUUGAGUGCUUACUACUAAAAGUCAAAAUUAAAAAUGUAUUUUUCUAUUUAUGUCUUACAUAUUUGCCUCCUAAUACAUGUGAUGGUGAUUAUUUAAAGUUUUUAUCUAUUUUUGAUGAUAUUUUGGGUACUAAUGUAAAUUUUUUGUUGUUAGGUGAUUUUAAUUUGCCUUUUUAUGGUAACAGGGGCUGUGCAAAAUGUGAUUUGUUAACUAAUUUUAUUGAUAUACAUAACCUUACCCAACACAACUCAGUGUAUAAUCAUAUGCAAAGAAAGUUAGAUUUAGUAUUUUCAAACUUGAAUGUCAAUAAUUUAAUAAAAUGCAAUGUACCACUUGUUAAUGAGGACAUAUAUCAUCCUUGUCGUGAAUUUAUGGUCACAUUUAAUUUUUUAGAUUCAACCGAGAAUUGUAUCAAAAAUUCAUUUUUCUAUGACUAUGCAAAGGGUGAUUUUCACCUUUUGUGUGGCCUCAUUCAAGAUAUGGAUUGGACAGAGCUGGAGGCGGGAUGCUUUAAUGUGAAUGUAUGUAACCAGUUGUUUUAUGAAAAGCUGUAUGCAUGUAUUGAUCAGUCAAUACCCAAAAAACAGUCAAGGAAUGUAUUAAGAACAACAAACAGGUCUCCAAUCUUCUUUACUUCGGAACUUAUAUCGAAGAUUAAACGUAAAGAAUCAUCUUCAUAGGCAGGUAAAUAAAUCUGCAAAUGCUUUGGUUUUGGAUGAAUAUAAAUCACUGAGACGAGAAGUGAAACAGCUUAGUAGGGAAGCAUAUAGGGUGUCACAAUAUAAAUAUUGAGAAUAAUGUACAAACUGACCCUAGUAGUUUUUGGUCCUUUAUGAAAUCCCGUGGUGUAAAUAAUAAAAUUCCAACAGAGGUCUCUUAUAGGGGUGUGGACAUAAGUGGCUGUCAUGUUUUUGCAGAAUAUUUUGGCUCUGUAUUUCAAAGAUCAAAUAGUCUCAAUAGUGCACUGAAUCAGGGGGCUUUUCACUUUUCAAAAGUAACAGUUGAGAAUGUUCUCCAAAGCAUCAAAAGACUAAAACCAAAAAAAGCCACAGGUAAGGACAAUAUACCAGCAUAUAUUUUUAAAGGUUGUGCAGAGGCUCUUUCUGUCCCUCUUACACUAAUUUUUAAUUUGUCCCUAAAGCAAAGUAAAUUUCCAGAUAGCUUAAAGCAUGCAGUUAUAACACCUAUAUUUAAAUCAGGUAAUGCUGGUAACAUUGAGAACUAUAGGCCUAUAUCUGUCAUCAAUUCAAUUGCUAAGAUAUUCGAGAACGUGCUUUAUAACAAUAUUUUGAAUUACUUUGGAGAUAGGUUCUGUCCAGAACAACAUGGUUUCUUACCAGGGAAGUCCACUGUGUCAAAUUUGUGUGUUUUUACAAGUUUUGCAGCAGAGGCCAUAAAUAAUAAAACUCAGCUGAUGUAAUUUUUACCGACUGCACCAAAGCUUUUCAUAAGAUUGAUCACUCUAUACUUAUUGAAAAGCUAAGCAAAUUUGAUUUUGAUUCAGAAGCAUGUAUGUUUCUGAGUUCAUACCUUUCUGAUAGGUUAAAUCAAGUCAAAGUAGGGAACAGUUUAUCUAAGCCAUUUAUGUCGACAUCAGGGGUACCACAAGGUAGCAACUUGGGUCCUCUUCUGUUCGCUAUAUUUAUUAAUGAUUUGCCUCACUGUGUGAAGUUUUCGACAAGCCUGCUAUUUGCAGAUGAUUUUAAGAUUUUUCGAGAAAUUUCAACUCUACAGGACUCUGAGAUGCUACAAUGUGAUCUGAACUCAGCAAGUCAAUGGUUUGAUGACAACAAAAUGUUUCUAAACACUUCUAAAUGUCAUGUUUUUACUAUCACUCGAAAAACACAAUACAUGGAGAACCAAUACAAAAUUUCUAACACUGUACUUGGAAGAAAGAACACUUGCAAAGAUCUUGGAGUAAUCUUUCAGCAAAAAUUUGAGGUUUAGUGCACAUUAUCGGAUCAUCAUUGGAAAGGCAUACAGAACUCUUGGCUUCAUAAUUCGUAAUUUAAAAUUUUUUAAAAGAACUGAAACUCUAAUAUCAUUAUACAAUGCACUGGUAAGACCUCACUUGGAGUAUGCCUCUAUUAUAUGGGCACCACAAGCCGAAUUCAAUGUUGAUCUGAUUGAAAAGGUUCAAAAACGAUUAUUGAGGUUUCUUUAUGUCAGAAAGUUUGGUAUCUAUCCCUACAUGAUUUCCUAUAAUGCUAUGCUAACUUGUUUUAAAGUUCAGCAACUGGAUAAUAGAAGACAUUUUCAUUCAGCCCUUUUUAUAUACUAUGUUGUAAAUCACAUUACAGUGGAACCUCGAUUAUCCGUCAGGGCACCGGACCAAGGGUAUGACGGAUAAUCGAAAAGACGGUUAACAGAACAUUAAAAAAAAAAUAAAAAUUCGUAGUACAUAUAACUCUCAAAUUGUAUUUGUAUGUUUUAUUUGACAAUAUAAGAGGGAUUUAUGUUAGUACAGUAGAAUCAAUUUAAUUUAAAAUAUUCCGAAAUCUUUGGUUGUUUUAUUGUUACUUCACAUUUUGCAACAGCUGAAUUUCUUAAUCGAGGUAAAAUCAUUAAAUCUGAUAAUAAUUAUUGGGCUGUGCGUUUUUAUUUUCGGCUUGCGAUUCUAAAAAAUUGAACUCUAAAAGCACGGUAUCAUUUAUCAUUACCUAUUUAAAUUGAAAUUUAAUCCAGAUCCCUGAAUAAGAACAAAAAUUAUUUACAUAAAAAAAUGCGGUGGUGGCAUAACUGCACGUGUACAUUUCAACGAAUUUCGUUUGGCUUAUCGCAAUGCGCAAACAAAAUGAAUUUAUGACUAAAUUUUUACUUAUGUAGUCAAUAUAACUUAUGUAUGGACCCUGACGGUUAACAGAGGUGACGGUUAAUAGAGAGACGAAUAAUCGAGGUUUCACUGUAAAUAUAAAGAUUGCUUUUUUAUAAAUAAUAUUAAAUUCCAUGUUCCAAAAACAUAUUUAAGAAUUAAUAACAAACGACUGUUCUCAACUAAUAAGACUGAUUGUUCACCUAUAAAUAAGAUGUUAGAAGAAUGUAACAAUAUAAUUAACUGUGAUAUAGACUUUUUAAAUUCUUCUGUGAAACAAAUAAAAGUUGCUUCUGAAACAAAUUUCUAGUCUACAAAAGUUGUUGUCGUAAAAUUUUAUUUAGAUUUAUUUAUUUGUAUUUAGAUGUAUUUAUUUGUCUAGAUGUAUUUGUAGUGUUUUUUUUACUUGUUUUUACUUGUUCUAUUCUGUUUAGGUUUAGUACUUAAUAUAGGAAUGAGUUUUUAGCAGUAGUAAGCACUCUUUUAAUGUAAUAACAAUUAUUUUGUGUAUUAAAGGAGGUUAAAUAAAUAAAUAAAUAAAUUUGAUAGAGUUUUCAAAAAUAUUGAAUAAGUGUAUUUUAGUUUUUCGAUCUGAUGUUCAUUUCGCGAAAUAUCGCGGGACUCGUAUUUAACAUAUUAAGUCUACCCCUCUCUGUGGGAAGUCGUGUUUGGUAUCACUCAAUAGAUUUUUAAAAAAAUAUUGAGCACAUAUAUUUUUAGUUUUUCGAUCUGCCAUUCAUUUCGCAAAAUAUUCGCUAUCUUUUGCAUGUACUUAACUUACCUUAUCUUAAUCUGACAAUUUCGACUUUUUUUAAGGAUAGAUUUUUUUUUCUGGCCCCCCUUAACGAACUCCCCUGUGUUGAGAGCCAAUAUAUGGUAGAGGUACAUCUGCAGGGUACCAGGUUUCUCCCAUAUGCUAAUCUGACGCG